Molecule: messenger RNA, 4045 nt
Organism: Pteropus alecto (black flying fox)
Lineage: Eukaryota; Metazoa; Chordata; Mammalia; Chiroptera; Pteropodidae
Gene: CHAF1B
Product: chromatin assembly factor 1 subunit B
Exons: 14
Coding region: 282-2048 (588 amino acids)
Biological process (GO): DNA replication-dependent chromatin assembly; nucleosome assembly
Cellular component (GO): nucleus; CAF-1 complex
Molecular function (GO): protein binding
Source: RefSeq, a predicted model, not a curated record
CUCCGGGUGCCCCGCGGUCCCCACUAAGCGGAGGGCAGCCUGCCUGGCCCCUUUAUUUCCUCGCACUCCUGUUCCAUUUUGCGUUUCCGGACGCAGCAGAAGAACCAUCUGUGUAGCCGCCGCGGCUCAGCAAAGCAUUUAGGUGGAACUCUCAAGAUGCUGCGUCAGCGGCCCCCAUUAACGUCCUUUCCCAGCACAGCGUGCCUUUUUCAUGCUUUCCUCUGUCUUUGGAAAACGAACGGUGCCCGAGGACUAUUUUUGACCCUCCAAGACUCAGGAGGAUGAAAGUCAUCACUUGCGAAAUAGCCUGGCACAACAAGGAGCCGGUGUACAGCCUGGACUUCCAGCACGGCGCAGCCGGGAGGAUCCACAGACUGGCUUCCGCCGGGGUGGACACCGCCGUUAGGAUCUGGAAGGUAGAAAAAGGACCAGAUGGAAAGGCCAUUGUUGAAUUUUUGUCCAAUCUUCUUCGCCAUACCAAAGCUGUCAAUGUUGUGCGUUUUUCUCCGAAUGGAGAGAUUUUAGCAUCAGGAGGAGAUGAUGCUGUCAUCCUGUUGUGGAAGGUGAAUGACAACAAGGAGCCAGAACAGAUUGCUUUUCAGGACGAGGAUGAGACUCAGCUGAAUAAGGAGAACUGGACCGUGGUAAAAACCCUGAGGGGCCACCUAGAAGACGUGUAUGAUAUUUGCUGGGCAGCCGAUGGGAAUUUCAUGGCUUCUGCGUCUGUGGAUAACACGGCCAUCAUAUGGGACGUCAGUAAAGGACAAAAGAUCUCAAUUUUUAAUGAACAUAAAAGUUAUGUACAAGGAGUCACCUGGGAUCCUUUGGGUCAGUAUGUGGCCACCCUGAGCUGUGACAGGAUCCUGAGGGUGUACAGCAUACAGAAGAAACGUGUGGCUUUUAAUGUUUCAAAGAUGCUGUCUGGAAUAGGGGCUGAAGGAGAGGCAAGAAGUUAUCGGAUGUUUCACGAUGACAGCAUGAAGUCAUUCUUCCGUAGACUUAGUUUUACUCCUGAUGGAUCUUUGCUUCUCACACCAGCCGGAUGCGUGGAAUCUGGUGAAAAUGUAACGAACACAACUUAUAUUUUCCCCAGGAGAAAUCUUAAAAGGCCUGUUGCUCAUCUCCCCUGUCCCGGCAAGGCGACGCUUGCUGUCCGCUGCUGUCCCGUCUACUUUGAGCUGAGGCCGGCGGUGGAAACAGACGGACAGUCACAAGAGCAGGGACCGGAGCUGGUGCACCUGCCCUACCGCCUGGUGUUCGCAGUGGCUUCUGAAGACUCCGUGCUCUUUUACGACACCCAGCAGCUCUUCCCUUUCGGUUACGUGUCUAACAUACAUUACCACACGCUGAGUGACAUCUCCUGGUCCAGCGAUGGGGCCUUCCUGGCCAUUUCUUCCACGGAUGGUUAUUGUUCAUUCGUGACGUUUGAGAAGGAUGAACUUGGAAUACCUUUGAAAGAGAAGCCAGAUCUGAGUGUGAGAACUGAUCCAGCAAAGAAAACUAAGAAUCAGACACACCAAGGGUCCUCGCCGGGACCCAGACCUGGAGAGGGAACGCCCACUAGCAGAAUCCACGACCCCAGCAGUCCCUGUGAGACGCCCCCUCAGGCGAAACAGUCCCCCACCCCAGCAGUGGCCAAGGACACGCCCUCGACUGCCAAAGACACGCCCUCAUCUGCCAAGGACACGCCCUCGACUGCCAAGGACACGCCCUCGACUGCUGCUGCUGCUGCCAGAAGCUCGGCGCCUGGGCCUUCAGAGGAGAAGAAGGCCCUGCAGCCCAGCAGUCAAAACACGAAAGCCCACCCGUCCCGGAGGGUCACUCUGCACACCCUGCAGGCCUGGAGCAAGACGACACCCCGGAGAAUAAACUUAAUACCCUUGAAGACAGAUACGUCGCCGAAUUCUAUACCAGCCAGUGUGAAUUCUGCCCCUUCCACAGAAGAAAUCCAGUCAGAAACGCCUGGGGACCCUCAGGGCAGUCCUCUGGAGCUCAAGCGGCCCAGACUCGGCGACAACGAAGGAAGCACCCAAGGUCUGGACCCUUGACGAGCCUCGUCUUGCACUUGAAGGCUGCCAGGUCUGGGGACCUGCACAUGCACAGGGAAGGGGCGAGGCUGAGGACCCCAGACCAGGGGCACGAGACGGAGCCCGACGGAUGCUAGGAACCUGCUUCUGAACAGAAGACACACAUGGACUGGCUUUUCUCCAGAAAUACGUUUGCUCUUGUAUUCGGUAUACAAUUUUACCCUGGAGAUGUGAACAUUUCAGUAGACCAAAUCCUCUUUUUGAUGAAUUUCUGAAACUGGAGCAGUUCAACAUUAUCUGGUGUGAAAAUAAGUCCGUCCUCUCUUGACCUACUUCUGUGAAAGUGCCAGCACUUCAUGGGUGGACUCCUAAAUAUAGCUGGAAUUGGAAAUAAUUUGUGAAGCUUUAUUCUGUGGAAUAUUAAGAGUGUUUGAAUGGUUAUUAGCUUUAGCAUCUAAAUAGUUGAUUAAUUUUUGGAAGUGUGUUAUAUUUGCUUUCUAAUUUUAAAGGUAAUAAUGCUCAUUCUAGAAAGCUGGUAAACUAGAGUGAAGCAGGAAAAGCGGGGUGCAGGUGGGAGUCCCCAACGCCUCACCCCCAGCUGGAACCCUUGUCCGUUUUGGCAUAUUUCCUUCUUUGCGCUUUCGUUUCGUUUCGUUUUGUUUCUUAGGGAGAGAGUUGAGAGUUUCCUUUCGAAACAGUUUGGUAUCCAAAUAGGUUAACUGUUUAGAUUGAAUUUUUAAAGCAAAAAAGUGACUUAGCAGUUUACACCUCUGCCUUUGCUUUCUCCGCCCCUGGGACGAUGACAUGUUCUCUUUCUGUUGGGAGGAGACUCUAAAGUACAAUUUUUGCUGCAGGAAACAGUCAAGCGAGGAAUCUUCUCUUAGCUCAGGAGACACCGGGUGGGGUGACUGAGAGGUGGCUAGUGUGGCACCUGGGCGGAACCCCACUUUUUAGAAGCUGGUGCAGCUGCUUCACAUUGAGAAGGGGUGUUACAGUUGAAUGGCAUACUGCUCGACGUCUGUCACUUUGGCAUAAUGAACACGAAGCCACGCCACUGAGGGCGUUCCCUACCUGACAGCCAGCAGCAGCAAGGGAAGCGCUCAGACCCGCCCACCAAUCCUCUGACGGGAAUCCUGACCAGGGGGAGAAUGUGCUCUUUUUAGCUCAAAGCCUCAGCAACAAAGAAAAUAACCAGAAAAAUGCAUCAGUCUGUUGCUCAAUCCGCAACCUAGUUAACCAGAAAAAGAACCGCCUCCUUUUUAGAUGUGAAAGCGGCAAAUAGGAAUAAUUGGCAGAGACUUGGACUGUGAGUGUGUGCAGAGUUGUAACGCACGUGUGGGCCACAUUCAGUGUGAAGAUAUUUUAAACCGUCAGGUAGUAUCUGUUGUGACCAGCGGUUCUCAACCUUAGCUGCACAUUGAAAUCACUCAAGCUGGCAAAAAUAUGGACACCUGGGUCCCUGCUCCAGAGGGUCUGGAUCGGCUGGGGCGUCGUCUGAACAUCGGGAUUCUUUCAGGCUCCCUGAGUGAUUCCGAGGCGUGGCCAAGACUAGGAAGUCAAGAGAAAAAGCUUUCCAUGGACAUGUCUCUUCUGGUAAAUGCAUUUUGACUGAAAGCUUUUUCUUCCUCAUGCUCUGGUUCAUCACUGACUUACAGAAAAGCUUCUUUGCCAGGGCUGUCAAUCCUAAAGGAUGACGUGUGGGAGAUGCCAUCAGGUCUUCAGAGAAAAAACAUGGUCUUAGACUUCCGCGGCUGACCGAGGUGUAUCUUGUAGUCGUUGAUCCCUGUGCACAGAGGAGUGAUUGUGGGUCCUGUGUUCUCGGUGACUGGGCCUCCUUUCCAGGCCAUACCCGCGGAGGAGCCGGAUUCGGGUCUGUCUCUUGUGCCCCAGUAAUGGGGGUCCGCGUGCAGAGGCCACCCUCGGCCUGAAGUAAGUGUUUAGAGGCAUGACUAAUUGCCUGUUUGUCAGCUGUCACCUUGAAUAUAAAGUACAGAAUCGCAAUAAAAACCCAGCCAUUA